Messenger RNA from Thalassophryne amazonica, 2666 nucleotides. RefSeq names its product vasodilator stimulated phosphoprotein b (gene vaspb). The transcript has 11 exons. Lineage: Eukaryota; Metazoa; Chordata; Actinopteri; Batrachoidiformes; Batrachoididae. The record is from RefSeq and is a predicted model, not a curated record. Gene Ontology annotation, molecular function: profilin binding; SH3 domain binding. The coding region runs from base 210 to 971 and encodes 253 amino acids. Gene Ontology annotation, biological process: neural tube closure; positive regulation of actin filament polymerization; actin cytoskeleton organization.
CUCUCUUCUCUCUCUCUCUCCACCCAACCAGGAAAUCGUUGAGGUGUGCUUCUUUAUCCCGCUUCUCCCUCUGUGGAUGCGAUAUUUUUUCCUCUCCGGGUUUUCCCCCCCUUUAUUUCUCACUCGGAAUUUGACUUUUAAAUCGGAGCUUUUGCUCUGAAGUCGGCCGAACUUGCCUGGAAGGAGAGUGGGUCCGCUCAGGGCGAACAAUGAGUGAGUCGAGUAUUUGUCAGGCUCGAGCCACUGUGAUGAUCUAUGAUGAUGGCAAUAAAAAGUGGGUACCGGCAGGUGCUGGAUCCCAGACCUUCAGCAGAGUCCAGAUUUAUCACAAUCCUGCCACCAACGCCUUCAGAAUAGUGGGACGUAAGAUGCAAACAGACCAGCAGGUGGUUAUAAACUGUCCAAUCGUGAGAGGUCUGAAGUAUAACCAGGCCACACCCAAUUUUCACCAGUGGCGGGAUGCCCGGCAGGUGUGGGGUCUCAACUUCGGUAGCAAGGAGGAUGCUGCGUUAUUUGCCAAUGGCAUGUCACACGCUCUGGAUGUGCUCAACUCCAUGGCAGAUGCAGGCUAUUCAACCCUCCCCCGUCCUGUGUCAAAUGGACCUUCUCCAGAAGAACUUGAACAACAGCGGAGAGGAUACUGUACUUUCCUCUGCAACUACCUUUGGCUGCCUUUCUCUGGCGAUGAUUCAGAGCCUCAAAGUCAAAGUGACACCAUAAGAAGACCUUGGGAGAAAGCUUCUAUGAUCAGGAAUAACUCCAUCCCCAAGAGUAUGGACUCCACUUCCUCAUUGUCCCAAAGUUCCAGGAUGAAGCCUGCAGGCAGCAGUAAUGAUGCAGGUGGAACUGAUGACUCAGAUUUAGAGAAAAUGAAACAGGAGAUUCUCGAGGAGGUGCGGAAAGAGCUGCAAAAAGUCAAAGAGGAAAUAAUUGGAGCCUUGGUUCAGGAGCUGCAAAAGCAAAGCACAUAGUUCUGCAAAUUGUCAGAUGUGACGGAGGGCUGAGAUAGCUGGAGGACCUUAAGGCCCAUUUUGACCAUCCGUCAAUUGCACCCUCCCGUGUAGCCCAGGGAUAUUUCAUUUUCUCCAAUGUACUUUCUCUUCUACACAGAUACAUUCAUGCUUAUGAGUAAAAAUCAUUCAUAUUCACUUCAUAACUCCAGGGAACCUCUUUACACCACCAUCUUGCAGUUUUUGACGGUCACUUCUGAAUAUUGUAGUUAGUGCUGUGUUAAUUCAUAAUACAAACACCCCCUGCCUGCUGUGUCUGUACAUCUAAGCCAGUUAAGAGCUUGUGCUGUAGCUCAGUUGCACUUCUUCAUUAUGUACUCUCAUCAUAGCAUGUGUGCAGAAAUCCUGCGAAUUGUAACUUCUGCUAUCAGACAUGCCACUUACUGAGGAGCAGUAUUCAGGGACAUCAUAUUGUGUUACUGUAAUAGAAACACGCUGGCAUGCUGGGAUGUGGAAAGAGUUCUUUAAAUCUUUUUUAGGGGGCAUGCAUUUGUUCAACCUCCAAGUAAUUCUGUAGCACAGUCGCCACACCUGUCAGAAUUAAUAUAAUUUUGUCUAAUUCUCAAGACAGAGGUGGAAAAACAAAUAAUUGCUAAAGGAUGACUACUACAGGGUGACUGACAUACGUGUUGGGGUGACCACUGCCUCUCCAUAUGUGGAUUUAUAACUGUCAGCAGUGGUGAAGCACUAACAGCACAGCACAACCCUCCAUCACUGCCAGUUAAAAUAAUUAAUUUUGGGGAAGAAGAGGACAUGAGUAAAUUGAAUCUGAUGGGUGACCAGUGCUGUGAAAGAGGAGUGACUUGUAGUUUUAUGACAUGAGGAAGUAUUCUCUUUGCAUUGCACUUGCUCCAGAGGAAGUGUGUUGUGGUGCCACACUGCCCUGAAAGACUGUUCCCUCACACUCACAGUAAGCAAUGAUUUGUUGGCCAGUGCAGUGGUCCUGUACUGUACUUCGAAUUAAGUUUUUUCCUUGUUCUAGCUGUGUUUUCUAGCCUUGAAAUAGAAAAAUGGCCAUGAGGUCAAUUAAUUUGGCCAUGACCAACUGCCUUGAGAAUAAAUAUAUAUACAUAUAUAUAUAUAUAUAUAUAUAGAAAAAUAUAUUUGUUUUGAGGGAAAAUUUCAGAAAAAAAUUGUUUCUAUUUUUAAUUGAAAUGUCUGGUGAAUGGGGAUUUAUUUUUUGUGAUAUUUGGGGUUUUUCAUUUUUCUUGUAGUCUAGACUUUUUACACUGAAAUACAAAGAAAACAGCUUAGAGACACUGGAUUAGAAAUGCCUUUAUAGUCGAAUACAGCUGCUUCUUCAAAUGCUUUUUUUAAUUGCAUCACACUGUAAAACUUUGUCAGUUGAGUGGAGGUUUUAGUGUUGAAACUCCCUGACUCUGAAGUCCUUAUUUUAGUACCAAGUGCCAACAGGACCUGUGUUGGUUAUAGUUUAUUAUCGUCCCACCAAAGAAUCAGGUGUUCCUGAUCCUGUGUUGACUCAAAACUUCAUUAAUAUUUGUAUUCCUGAUUUAUGAGUUUCUUUGCAUAAAAGCCAAAUGCACAAGUGUAACACUCUUAAUAUCUGCCUGCUCUGUGAUGUAACAUUUGGACCGCUGGAGUCUGAGUCCAUUCAACAGAGUUCAAAUCUCAGAGGAUAAUAAACUUGAAAUCUUG